Messenger RNA from Marchantia polymorpha subsp. ruderalis, 3060 nucleotides. Lineage: Eukaryota; Viridiplantae; Streptophyta; Marchantiopsida; Marchantiales; Marchantiaceae. The record is from the annotation of a GenBank genome assembly.
GCAGGCAUUCAAAUGAAGUUCGACGCUGCGGCUCUGUGGUCGACAGUUCGACCACUUCCUCGUCUGUCAUUAUGUCCGUGCUGCAACUCUAGGCUGGGAAGGUUGCAUUCUGGGAGAUGCUACUCUAGGUCCGAGAGUCCAGAAGGGUGCUCGUGGACAAAUUGUUCACCUGAAUAUUGCAAGAUUCGGUCUGGCGGUGCUUGUGAGUUAAUUCCCGCACCUAAGAAAUGGAUUUGGUUGCGCUCCCUGUCUUUCAAUGAUUUCCACACAUGUAUCACAUACCUGAUCGUUGCGAGAGGGCGAAGGCGCUAGUGGCCGAUUUUUGGUCUUGGAGUACAGAGCACUCUGGAAUUGAAUCUCAGAGUUUAUCUUCGGCUUCCGCCUCCCGCUUGUAAGAGCAAAGAAUGCCUGGUUGUCGAGACAGAUGGGAGCUGCUUUGAUGUCGUGAAUGAUACAUGAGAAAUAGAGAGCAUGUUUCAUCUCACCGGGCCUGUCAUCUUAGACACCUGCUCAAGGCCAAUUCGCUGUAAUGCAGUGUCUUCAAUCUCUCAAGUAUAGCCUGAAACAAAUUUUUUUCAGACCGAACUACCGGCUGAAGAUAAACAAGGGAGUCUUGCACUCCAGGCUGGCCGCUCAUAGAUGAAAGGCUGUGUAAUCUUCCACUGAUGGUGCAGGUGUUGUUUUACGUCGGAACGCAUGGUUCAGAGGUAGCUCAAAAUUGCAGAGGCCAUUCUGAAGAACCGGGAUUGGACGUAUCAUUACUAUUGAUAUGAACUUCACCUUCCUCUGAAAGUGAGCAAUCAGCUUCUGUCCACCAGAUUGAACAUUCUCAGCAUGGCUACUGAUUUCCGGCGGGAUCUUGAGCCUGCUAGUGGCAAGCUAACUUACGAAGAGGCACGUCUGAAGAGGAUCGAAGAUAACAAGAAGCGAAUGGAGGAACUUGGUUUGAAAGAUCAAUUGAGUUUGUUUACCAAGAGCCCUUCCAAAACCAACACUCCUAGGAAAGCCAUUAAGAAGAAUCUGCAGGAAUGUGCGGUCGAAAUACGACGUUCACCUAGAGUGACCAGGAAGCCUUCUGUUAACUACUACGAGAAAAAUCGGGCAGAAGUGGAAGGAACGGGCUGCCCGAGAAAGAGAAUAGGACGAGUACUGAAACGAGGAUUUAUCUCACCUGCCGCCAGAAGCGAGGCAUCUGUGAGGGCUAGCGAGAUCAAAACUGGUCAUCCAUCAUUUGUGAAGGCCAUGCUAAGAUCGCACACUUCCGGGGGAUUUUGGCUGGGCUUGCCAAGUGAUUUCUGCAUCACGCACUUCAGAAAAGAUGAGUUGGUCAUCUUGGAAGACGAAGAUGGACUUGAAUGGGAAACAAUUUAUUUGCAUCAUAAGAAAGGCCUUAGUGGAGGAUGGAGGGGCUUUUCCAUUGACCACGAUCUCGAGGAUGGGGAUGCGGUGGUUUUUGAACUGGUCAAGCCUACUCGAUUCAAGGUACAUAUUACAAGAGCAGUCGGAAGCAAGAGUCUUGAGUGCACUCCGAAUGUUGCCUUACGAAGUAAAUCAUACAGAUAUGCUCUUAAGGAGAACAAGGAAAAUGAGCAUGUAAACUCAGCUUUGCAUAAGGUUCUUAAAAGGGAACAGCAGGAAACGGAAGACGCGGAAAACCGUGUCUCAAAAAGGCGUGCAAAGCUCGGGGCAAAAAGUCUCAAGCGUAAGUUGGAUUUGUCGGAGGACAGCGCAUGCAAAUACUCCGUUGGAGACGAGCCAUUGCAUAAGAAAGUUAUCAUAGAAGUUUCAGACUCAGACAACGAAUCUCCUGGGGACGCAGGACUAAAAGAGAGGCAAAAAAGUUCGGGCCGACGCAUCCUCCGUCAUCGACCUCCGGCUACGAAAAGCGUAGAGAAGCCGGUUGUCCCUCCCCUCAAUGUGAAGAUUUCAAAGGGCGAGACUCAGCGAAAUAACAAGAAUGGAGAGGAGAAGAACGUCCACGAACCGCAGAGGAGGAAGGUGACUGAAGCUAUACAAACUCCGGUUGUCGACAAGAAGAAGGGUGUUGUCUUGACGAAGAAGGUGACUGAAGCUAUACAAACUCCGGUUGUCGACAAGAAGAAGGGUGUUGUCUUGACGAAGAAGGUGACUGGAGCUACACAAACUCCGGUUGUCGACAAGAAGAAGGGUGUUGUUUUGACGAAGAAGGUGACUGAAGCUAUACAAACUCCGGUUGUCGACAAGAAGAAGGGUGUUGUUUUGACGAAGAAGGUUACUGAAGCUAUACGAACUCCGGUUGUUGACAAGAAGAAGGGUGUUGUUUUGACGAAGAAGGUGACUGAAGCUAUACAACCUCCGUUUGUCGACAAGAAGAAGGGUGUUGUUUUGACGAAGAAAGUGCGUUUUGCUGCGGUGCCCAAGACAUCCGCUUGCGCAACCACGAAAUCUUCUUUGAAGCUGCCUCCUGGAGCCAAAAUAAAGGCAUGGGGCGUUUGUAGCAUAGCGAGGAACUGUAAUAUGUCCAGAAAGCUUCCGGGUACAGGUACCCGGAAAUACAGCUUCUUCAGCCCUGGGAAAAGACCUGUGGCAAAAGCUCGCUAGCGACGUGUUGGUGGGACUUAAUUAAGUCCCACCAAGAUGUUGCCGAAAGCACGGUGACUGUCUACUGGUCUGGGUACCGACCAGUAGACAGUCUUGUGUAGAUGCUGAAUAGAGUCGAGUGAAAGAAUGCAGGAAGCCACUUUACACGUGAAGGCCGAAAACUUGCAAAACCUUUCACUCUUGAUCGUCUUAAGGAGAAAGAAACAGACGUAGUUAGUGGGGUCACAUUUUGUAGCAAAAUUGCCUCAGUACCAUGGGAGUAGUUUAGUUAUAGGAAGAGGAAACAUAUCAGCAUUCGCCCAUGUGAAACCCCUAAUAUUCCGUAGCUUAGACAGUAGAACAAUAGAAUCACAGUCGGACGAGCAUCAAUGUAAUGUAGGAAGUCAGUUACAACCUUGAAAGUAAUUUAAAGAUUGCACUUGUUUGCCGAAAAAACAUCCACAUAUGUGCAUGUUUUUUCCACAAGUGCAACAUUAACGA